AUGUCUAGUCUUGAAAAGGCCCUAUUCAAUCUCAAGUUUACGGCCAAGCAAUUAAAUCGACAGGCAGCCAAAGCUUCGAAAGACGAGAAAGCAGAGAAGGAUAAGCUCAAGAAAGCUAUUCAAGCUGGACAUACAGAUAUCUCUAAGAUUUAUGCACAGAAUGCGAUUCGAAAGCAAAAUGAACGGUUGAAUCUCUUACGACUAGGUAGCCGAAUUGAUGCAGUUGCUAGCCGUGUACAGACGGCAGUGACGAUGAGGCAGGUCACAGGCAGCAUGAUGAAUGUUGUCAAGGGAAUGGAUCAAGCUAUGAAAGCCAUGGAUUUAGAAAAAAUUUCAGCUGUUAUGGACCGUUUCGAGACCCAGUUUGAAGAUCUAGAUGUAGCAACCGGGUAUUACGAAAAUGCUACUGCCACGGCUACAGCUGUCGGAAUGCCACAAGACGAUGUUGAUAGACUCAUAAACCAAGUUGCUGAUGAAGCCGGCGUAGAGCUACAUCAAGAAAUGGAGGGUGCCCAAGCUUUAAAAUCUGCACCAGUGCGGACUGGUCCAUCUGAGGUAGAAGAGGAUGGAUUAGGUGAGAGACUACGAGCUUUAAGGAGUUGA
Blumeria graminis f. sp. triticale is the source of this 603-nucleotide messenger RNA. The record is from the annotation of a GenBank genome assembly. Lineage: Eukaryota; Fungi; Ascomycota; Leotiomycetes; Helotiales; Erysiphaceae.